Messenger RNA from Soboliphyme baturini, 408 nucleotides. The record is from the annotation of a GenBank genome assembly. Lineage: Eukaryota; Metazoa; Nematoda; Enoplea; Dioctophymatida; Soboliphymatidae.
AUGUCGCGAAGAGUUGUGAUCACUGGCCUUGGAACAGUUAGUCCGCUGGGAGUUGGAGUGAAGUAUUGUUGGGAAGCAUUGCUUUCCGGAGUGAGUGGUACUACGAACCUCAAGGGCAGCGAGUAUGAAAAAGUGCCGUCCAAAGUGGCAGCAUUGGUUCCGACAGGAACAGAAUCUCAUCAGUUCGACGUCUCCAAGUUUUCCUCCGCGGAAUGGAGACAGAUGACGAAGAGCAUCGCUUACGGACUGGUAGCUUCAAAAGAGGCGAUGGACGAUUCGCAAUGGUAUCCAAAUACGGAUGAGGAUCGUGCGGCUACUGGAGUUACCAUUGGCGUAGGAAUGAUUGACCUGGAGGACGUCUAUACCACUGGUAGGUACACUAUUAUGUUUUCUUAUUUUUACAUGUAG